AACAUUCUCUCUUACCAAGAUAUAAAAGGCGAAAAAAGGAAAAAGCUCUUCGGGCAGUUCGGGCAGUUAUUGCGCGUCCUUUCGACGCCGCUCUCCCUUCCUCUUUCACCCGUCCAGCUUCCUCCAAAGCAGUAGAUUAGAAGAGAAACCGGAAGCAAACAGCAAGGGAAUCGGAGGAGAAGAAGAUAAAAAAGAAAGCCGAUAGAACGAACGAACGAAAGAAAGAUAGGGAGGGAUCGAGGUAGAGGAGGAGAAUGGGAAGCUACAAGUAUUGCUUGGGUUUCUCGAGGAAGUUCCGGUUCGUUGAGGCGCAGCCGCCGCUGGACGUGAAGGAGGCGUUCACGGUGUACGCGGAGGGAGGGUCCCACAUCAACGCCGAGCAGCUCCGGCGGUUCCUCGCCGACGCCCAGGGCGACGCCGGUGCCACCGCAGCCGACGCCGAGCGGGUGAUGGAGCAGGCCUACCAGCUCCGCCAUCGCCACACUCUCGGCAAGCUCUCCAAGCCCCUGCUUGCCCUCGAGGACUUCCACCAAUUCCUCUUCUCCGAGGACCUCAACCCUCCUCUCCGAUCCCAGGUUCACCAAGAUAUGAGGGCUCCCUUAUCCCACUAUUUCAUAUAUACAGGCCAUAACUCUUAUUUAACAGGGAACCAACUCAGUAGUGACUGCAGUGACAUCCCCAUCAUAAAAGCACUGCAAAGAGGAGUGAGAGUAAUUGAAUUGGAUAUAUGGCCAAACUCUACAAAAGAUGAUGUGGAAGUCCAUCAUGGGGGGACACUGACCACUCCUGUAGAACUUCUCAAAUGCUUGCAGUCCAUUAAGGAGCAUGCCUUUAGCGUAUCUCCAUACCCAGUCAUAAUUACUCUUGAGGAUCAUUUGACUCCAAAACUUCAGGCUAAAGUAGCUGAGAUGAUAACCGAUACUUACGGAGACAUGCUGUUUACGGCAAAAGCAGAAUUUUUGGAAGAACUCCCUUCACCUGAGGCAUUACAGAUGAAGAUCCUAAUAUCAACCAAACCACCAAAAGAAUACCUUGAAUCCAAGAUCAUCAAGGAAGAAGACCAAGCAAUACAAAAAGGAACUGAAGAUGAAGCAUGGGGUACAGAAGUCCCAGAUCUUAAAGCUGAAAUCAGUGAUAUAAUAAAGGUUGAGCAUGUGCAUAGUGAACACCACCAUGAAGAAGAAGAUCCUGAUGAAGGUGAUAAAAAACCACAUCAGAUAGUUGCACCUGAGUACAAGCAUCUAAUAGCAAUUGCUGCCAAAAAAAGAAAGGGAGAACUAAGUGAUGCAUUUAAGGUUGAUCCUGAUAAAGCAACUCGUCUUAGCCUAAGUGAGCUAGUGUUUGAGAAGGCUGUAAUUUCUCAUGGAACUGAAAUUAUCAGGUUCACUCGAAAGAAUCUAUUGAGGAUUUACCCAAAGGGUACACGUAUCACCUCCUCUAAUUACAACCCAUUGCCUGGUUGGAUGCAUGGAGCUCAGAUGGUUGCAUUGAAUAUGCAGGGGUAUGGGAGGGCACUCUGGUUGGUGCAUGGUAUGUUUAGAGCUAAUGGAGGGUGUGGUUAUGUAAAGAAACCAGAUUUUCUGUUCGAUAAUGUUCCAUAUCAUAUCUUUGAUCCUAAAGUUGCAUUGCCAGUCAAGAAAACAUUGAAGGUGAAGGUAUAUAUGGGAGAUGGGUGGCGCUUCGAUUUUCAUCAGACACAUUUCGAUACAUACUCACCACCUGACUUCUACACAAGGGUUGGCAUAGCCGGAGUCCCAGCUGAUACAGUAAUGAAAAGAACAAAAGCAGUAGAGGACAACUGGACACCAGUUUGGGAUGAGGAGUUUCAAUUCCCUUUGACUGUUCCAGAACUCGCCUUGCUUCGAAUCGAAGUUCAUGAGUAUGAUAUGUCUGAGAAGGAUGACUUUGCUGGCCAGACUUGUUUGCCUGUGUGGGAGUUGAGGCCGGGGAUUCGGUCUGUCCCGCUCUGUGACCGCGAGGGAGAGGCUCUGAAGUCUGUAAAGCUGCUAAUGCAUUUCGAAUUCCUUUGAGAUCUUUGUGGAUCCUUCUAUCUGUAGUAAUGAAGACCGAUGUGUAUAUACGAAUGCAAGGCUUUCGACCUCCUGUUCUUGUACUUGAACUAUUGUGCUAUUUAUUCUUAAUGAAGAUCAUCUUCUUCAGAAAGUCUAA
Phoenix dactylifera (date palm) is the source of this 2169-nucleotide messenger RNA. NCBI's taxonomy places the organism in Eukaryota, Viridiplantae, Streptophyta, Magnoliopsida, Arecales, Arecaceae. The record is from RefSeq and is a predicted model, not a curated record.